CAGUCCAUUCCUUUUUAAAUAAGUUUUAAGUUGUUUGGUUUGGAUUUGUUUGCUUUUUGUGUUCUUUGUUUUUCAUGCAUUGAUCCCAAAUGUGUUUUGUUGUGCCUAGUCCUCGCCUUUGGAGGGUCAAUUAAACAUUAUGUGUUAUUGUAUAUUUGAGCACAUAUACUACUUCCUAUCAUCGCAGUUCUUUCUCUUCUCUUCUUUAUGGUAAACAUCUGCAGUAAACAUCAUCAGUUGCCAUUUUUCGCCAUAAUGAUUUCUCUCCUCUGGAAAUAUUCUGAGUGUCUUUCCUAAAAUAUAUCUCCCAGGAAUGAAUAUGUUCUUCAAACAUGUUCUGACCAGGACAUAGUAUAAGGAACGUAUCACCUCCCUCCACCUGGAUUCUAUGAAUUCUUAGAAUUCCACCUACAAUCAUAUUAAUUAAGACUUUCUCCUGGUGGUGUUGGCACAUACCAAGCCUGCCUUGAUAAGUCCCUGAUAUUUUGCACACAAAUUGUAUAAUCACAACAACCUGCUUUUAUAAGGCUGAUGUUUACUUAGCCCAAUGAUAGGCAGGAAAUAACCAUAGUAGGUGGAGAAAAGGUUGGGCAAGAAAUAAGCAGCACCUAUUUCUAGGCUAGUGAAGCAAAUAUCUGACUAGAAUGGGCCUUGUAUUCUGAGCAGUGUGAGAACUUUUGUUGGAUUAAGACUGUAGGCCUGAAGGUGAAGAAGCUUUACAGGCAGACAAUGCAAUUUAAUGCACCGCAAAAGAAGGGGACCAUUAAAAGUUUAUGUUCUAGGGAAUGAUAUGAACAGCAUCUUAGUUAAGGAAGCUUAGUAUGGAAGUAAAAGAGAAAGAAAAAUACAUGUCUCCCACUGUUUUCUUAGAAGUUUAGAGUAAAGAAUUAUUUAAAGAUCACCUCAUGGAUGUUUUUUGUUUUGUUUGUUUUGUUUUGUUUUUUCCCCUGCAAUGACAUGCCAUUUCAGGAAAAAUGUAAAGAAGCCUGGAAAUGAGAAGUGGAUUUCCAUGACUUGUGAAAAGGUGAAUUCUUCAUCUGGUAUCCUACUCCAUAGUCCUGAUGACAGCACCUUAAGUAAGACAGAUCAUUAUGCAUUCAGGCAUGCCAAGAAAACAUUAAAUGAAAAUAAUAAGGACAAAGGAGAGAUGUCUGAAGAUACACUUGAUGACAUCAAUCAAUCACUUGAAAGCAAUAGAAAGUUUUGUAAUUUACCUCCCUCAAAUUAUAUCGAGGAUGACAUUCCAGAAAAAAGGAAAGUACUUCCUGUAGCUAAACCAUCAGUAGAAUUUGUAAAUUCAGAAUUUACAAAACUCAAAAGAACUGUUCAGGAUUUACAAAAGAUGGUUAUUGGAAUGCAGGAAGAAUUGUUCCAAAGAAGGAAAAGUAAAGCACAGUUAGCUAGUGAAAAAGCAGAAUGUGAGAAAGAACUCUGUAGAAGCAGAUUGGAAGGUGAAAAACAAAACAGAGAAAAACUACAGGCACAAAUUCAUCACCCUUCUUGUGCAAGUUCUGCUGUGCUUGAACAGGAAUAUCAGACAUCAAAAGUAAAUCUUCAGCAAGAACAAGAUGAGUGGCUUCUUUUAAAGGUGGAGCUAAUAGAUAAGAUUGACAUCCUGUCAAUUCAGAUUUCUAAAAGUGAAGAUGAGAUCUACCAACUACAUAAUGCCCUUAAAAUGAACACAUUACUUUUAGAAGAAAUACAGAGAGAAGUUAAAGAGUGGAAAGAUGAAUUAAAAGAACUCAGAAACGAAGAUCAUAUAGAAAAGAAAAAAUGGAAUAGACCCCUUUUAAAACAAGAGUCCCUGCCAGAAACAUUAACCCAAAGGCAGAAGAAAAUCACGCUGUCUCAGGAACCAUUUGAAGAUUCCCAAAACAAAGCGGUCUUCAUAUCAAAGGGUGUCCAGGUGCCCUUUAAGGAUAGCCCUAUGACUUUUUGUGCUGACACUGAGAAAAAAGAUCCUGUGCUAGAAGAGAGAAAUAAAGAGUCAAUUGAUGAGAUAAGUAUCCCUUUAAGAGAGAAACUACGUAAACUUGAAAAUGAGGAGGCAAAAAGAAAGGAUGCAAUAAGAAAGCUUCCACAAGAACUUGCAGAUUCCCAAAAAAUGAGUUUACAAGAGAUUCUGUCUCAUCAAACAGUUUUAUACAUGAAGCAAAAACUACAGGAGAAAGUAGAUGAAACCACAAAUCAAAAAUCUCAAGAAGAGGAUAAGCAGAAACUGCAGUAUCUUAAGGAGAGGGGAGAUUAUAUACAAAAGCUUAAAAUGGAAAGUGCCAUAUUUGAAGAUUCAGAAAAGCAGCAAGUGGACAAGACCGAAAAUUUUCCCAACUGUUUUUUGCAAUUUCUUCUUGGUGGAGGAGAGAUGUCUGCAGAUACUCUUGAUGACAUCACUCAAUCACUUGAAACAGACCCAGAGAAUUGUAAUUUACCUCCCUCAAAUUAUAUCGAGGAUUCAUAUUACAUUUGGGGGAAAAAGAAGGCAUAUGCUAUAUAUAAACCAUUAAUAAAAUUUAAAAAUUCUCAAUGGGCAGUACUCAAAAAAAACAUUAAAGAUUUAGAAAAGUUGAGUAUUGCAAUAAGGGAAGAAUUGCCCCAAAUAGGAAAACCUCAAUCAGAAUUAAAGACUGAAAAAGCAGAACGUGAGCGAGAACUUGAUAGAAGCAGAUUUGAAGGUGAAAAACAAAACAGAGAAAAACUACAGGCACAAAUUCAUUACCCUUCUUGUGCAAGUUCUGCUGUGCUUGAACAGGAAUAUCAGACAUCAAAACUAAAUCUGCAGCAAGAACAAGAUAAGUGGCUUCUUCUAAAGGAGGAGCUAAUAGAUAAGAUUGACAUCCUGUCAAUUCAGAUUUCUAAAAUUGACAAUGAGAUCUACCAACUACAUAAUGCCCUUAAAAUGAACACAUUACUUUUAGAAGAAAUGCAGAGAGGACUUAAAGACUGGAAAGAUGAAUUAAAAGAACUCAGAAACGAAAAUCAUAUAGAAAAGAAAAAAUGGAAUAGAUCCCUUUUCGAACAAGAGUCCCUGCCAGAAACAUUAACCCAAAUGCAGAAGAAAAUUACACUGUCUCAGAAACCAUUUGAAGAUUCCCAAAACAAAGCGGUCUUCAUAUCGAAGGGUGUCCAGAUGCCCUUUAAGGAUAGCUCUAUGCCUUAUUGUGCUGACACUGCAAAAAAAGACCCUGUGCUAGAAGAGAGAAAUAAAGAGUCAGUGGAUGAGAUAAGUAUUCCUUUAAGAGAGAAACUACGCAAACUUGAAAAUGAGGAGGCAAAAAGAAAGGAUACAAUAAGAAAGCUUCCAGAAGAACUUGCAGAUUCCCAAAAAAUGAGUUCACAAGAGAUUCUGUCACAUCAAACAGUUUUAUACAUGAAGCAAAAACUACAGGAGAAAGCAGAUGAAACCACAAAUCAAAAAUCUCAAGAAGAGGAUAAGCAGAAACUGCAGUAUCUUAAGGAGAGGGGAGAUUAUAUACAAAAAAACAAUCAUAAGGGAAUUGAAUUAAGUAAGGAGAGUUCAUACUCUGAGUCUGUGACUCUGAAUCACAAUCUGAACCUCUCUGUGCUGGAAGGAAACUUUGGAAGACAGGAGCUUGCAGGUGUGAAUAGGCUUAAAAUGGAAAGUGCCACAUUUGAAGAUUCAGAAAAGCAGCAAGUGGACAAGACCGAAAAAAUUCCCAACUGUUUUUUGCAAUUUCUUCUUGAUGGAGGAGAGAUGUCUGCAGAUACUCUUGAUGACAUCACUCAAUCACUUGAAACAGACCCAGAGAAUUGUAAUUUACCUCCUUCAAAUUAUAUCGAGGAUUCAUAUUACAUUUGGGGGGAAAAGAAGGCAUUUGCUAUACAUAAGUCAUUAAUAAAAUUUAAAAAUUCUCAAUGGGCAGUACUCAAAAAAAACAUUAAAGAUUUAGAAAAGAUGAGUAUUGCAAUACAGAACGAAUUGUCCCAAAUAGGAAAACCUCAAUCAGAAUUAAAGACUGAAAAAGCAGAACAUGAGAGAGAACUCCAUAGAAGCGGAUUUGAAGGUGAAAAACAAAACAGAGAAAAACUACAGGCACAAAUUCAUUACCCUUCUUGUGCAAGUUCUGCUGUGCUAGAACAGGAAUAUCAGACAUCAGAACUAAACCUUCAGCAAGAACAAGAUAAGUGGCUUCUUAAGGAGGAGCUAAUAGAUAAGAUUGAGAUCCUGUUAAUUCAGCAUUCUAAAAUUAAAGAUGAGAUCUACCAACAGCAUAAUGCCCUUAAAAUGAACACAUUACUUUUAGAAGAAAUAGAGAGAGAAUUUAAAGAGUGCAAAGAUGAAUUAAAAGAACUCAGAAAAGAAAAUCAUCUAAAAAAGAAAAAAUGGAAUAGAUCCCUUUUCAAACAAGAGUCCCUGCAAGAAAGAUUAACCCAAAUGCAGAAGAAAAUUAUGCUGUCUCAGAAACCAUUUGAAGAUUCCCAAAACAAAGCGGUCUUCAUAUCGAAGGGUGUCCAGGUGCCCUUUAAGGAUAGCUCUAUGACUUUUUGUGCUGUCACUGGGAAAAAAGAUGCUGUGCUAGAACAGGAAUAUCAGACAUCAGAACUAAACCUUCAGCAAGAACAAGAUAAGUGGCUUCUUAAGGAGGAGCUAAUAGAUAAGAUUGAGAUCCUGUUAAUUCAGCAUUCUAAAAUUAAAGAUGAGAUCUACCAACAACAUAAUGCCCUUAAAAUGAACCCAUUACUUUUAGAAGAAAUACAGAGAGAAUUUAAAGAGUGCAAAGAUGAAUUAAAAGAACUCAGAAAAGAAAAGCAUCUAAAAAAGAAAAAAUGGAAUAGAUCCCUUUUCAAACAAGAGGCCCUGCAAGAAAGAUUAACCCAAUUGCAGAAGAAAAUUACGCUGUCUCAGAAACCAUUUGAAGAUUCCCAAAACAAAGCGGUCUUCAUAGCGAAGGGUGUCCAGGUGCCCUUUAAGGAUAGCUCUAUGACUUUUUGUGCUGUCACUGGGAAAAAAGAUGCUGUGCUAGAACAGGAAUAUCAGACAUCAGAACUAAACCUUCAGCAAGAACAAGAUAAGUGGCUUCUUAAGGAGGAGCUAAUAGAUAAGAUUGAGAUCCUGUUAAUUCAGCAUUCUAAAAUUAAAGAUGAGAUCUACCAACAACAUAAUGCCCUUAAAAUGAACCCAUUACUUUUAGAAGAAAUACAGAGAGAAUUUAAAGAGUGCAAAGAUGAAUUAAAAGAACUCAGAAAAGAAAAGCAUCUAAAAAAGAAAAAAUGGAAUAGAUCCCUUUUCAAACAAGAGGCCCUGCAAGAAAGAUUAACCCAAUUGCAGAAGAAAAUUACGCUGUCUCAGAAACCAUUUGAAGAUUCCCAAAACAAAGCGGUCUUCAUAUCGAAGGGUGUCCAGGUGCCCUUUAAGGAUAGCUCUAUGACUUUUUGUGCUGUCACUGGGAAAAAAGAUGCUGUGCUAGAAGAGAGAAAUAAAAAGUCAGUUGAUGAGAUAAGUAUUCCUUUAAGAGAGAAACUACGCAAACUUGAAAAUGAGGAGGCAAAAAGAAAGGACACAGUAAGAAAGCUUCACCAAGAACUUGCAGAUUCCCAAAAAGGAAAACUCAUGACUUCUCAAGAGGUUUUGUCACGUCAAACAAAAGUUUUAUACAUGGAGAAAAAAGUACAAGAGAAAGCAGAUGAAACCACAAAUCAACUACAGAAAUCUCAAGAAGAGGACAAGCAAAAACUGUGGUAUCUUAAGGAGAGGGAAGACUAUAUACAAAAGCUUAAAGUGGAAAGAGCCACAUUUGAAGAUGCAGAAAAGCAGCCAAUGGACAAAACUGGAAAAUUUCCCAAACAUUUUUGCAAAUUUCUUGUGAAAUCUGCUGAAGAGCAUAAGCAAAAAUUGGAUCCAUUAUCUUCAAGAAAUAGACAUAUCGAAUCUAUGAAUAGACAUCUUCAAGAAGAAGAGAAACUGAAAUAUGACAGGCUGCAUCUUAAGCAUCAUUUAGGACAACUUAACUACAAUCGACUACAAGAAUAUGGACCAAAGGUUAAAGAACAAGUGAAGGGAGAGGCUGAAGAACAAAUUCAAAAACUGAAAGCUAAAUCCCUCAGAAGAAAAAUCGUACAUCAAGAGUUGAAGGAACAUCUAGAGAGAAGCAGAAAACAAUUUUCUCAAGUAUACAGAUUUACCACAGGUCCCUUUCUGAAGCCAAUGAAUGAUGACUUUCUUGAUCCUUCUGUGGUACUUCCUAGAAGGAAUUCAAUCUUUUUUACUGAAAAUACAGAGUCUUCAGGAAAUUCUACUGAAGAUUGCUUUUCAGCGAUACAGCAGACGAUGGAAGACUCUGUAGCUAAAAGUGAUGAUGCUGUUUCUGAGCUUCCAUCUACAUCUCGCUGGGCUUCACCAAGAGGAUGUAAUAGAAGGCCAAAUAUGAAUUGGGAUCCAGUUUCCAGGAAUAAGCAAUACUGAGGAAAUUUUUUAAAAAAAUUAUGAGCUUUAAAAAAAGGAAGAAAUAAUGUACAUUGAGCUUUGAGAACUCUACUCCCAUCACUAUCAGUUUGAUAUCAAAGCUCUGUAUAUAAGACUCAAGAGCUGUGACUUGCUGAAUCCAAGUUAAUUUGCUUCAUUAUAGAAAUUUAGCAUCCCUCCACCAUUGUUUUUCCUUCUCAUAGUGACCAAGCCCACUGUGACAGAGUUAAUAAUUAAAUGCAAAGUCCCCCCAAAAUUUCUUGUACCUCUGAUUAAUCACUGGUUUAAUAGGAGCAGGUGAUCAUCUUAUGAGCACUUAGAGCAUCCAAUUCAUGAUUUGUACCAUUUCCUUACAUCUAUACUAAGGAGAAGCCUGUCCAUUUGUGGGAUAUUUCUUACUUCACCCAUCUUGUGACCCUGAUGACAUAUGAUUUCACUUACCCAUCACAUGUCAAUCAGUGGAAUUAUUCACUAUCUAUUAUGGCUGUUCUUGAAUGUCCAGACUUCUAGUCUUAUAAAAAUCGGGCCCUAGAAGGAGGAGGAAUCUCAGAUCGUGGGGAAGAGCUGAGCUCCUCUUCAUUAGAGAGAACUGUGGAUCCUUUAAGUCAGUGCCCUUGCUCAGAGCUCGACCUUAGGCUCUUCUACUGGAGGUGGGAUACUCUUAAUUUCCAUAGUGAUAGCUCCUCUGAUGGGAUAGUGAUGCAUGGGCCACAGCCUUUUUUGACCAAUCCCUGCAAGGACCCAAAAAGCAAAUGCUCACAAAGUGGCAUUUUCAUGGAAGGAUUGUCCACGGACACUGGCCUCUUGCUAUCUGCACAUAUAUUCUCUGCGCCUAAGUCCGGGGAGAGAUUCAGCAAUGGAAUUGCCAGUUCUUCACUUUCAGCCAGCUAGCUAAUUUUGAAACUUUGUGUUGGUAAGCUUCUCUCCCCAGGAAAUCUUGAAAAGAGAAAAUACGCUGGCUUACAUCAGCCGUUUUCUUCUAGGGACUGUAGAAUCUGCAUAAAAGAGACAUUAUUGCCCAUGGAGAAGAACUACAACUAUGUCAUAUUAAACAGAGCAGUCUCUAGAUCUGCCCUGAUUUACAAAAUGGACUAAACAGUUCAUACCAUGUCAUGCUGAAUGUGGCAGGACUAUUCCCACUGGAAGGAGUGUUUUGAGCUUCCUCAAAAUAUAAAGGAAAUGUGUUUUUUCUCAAUCUACUUACAUAAAAAACUCAGAGAAAUUA
Molecule: messenger RNA, 7646 nt
Organism: Antechinus flavipes (yellow-footed antechinus)
Lineage: Eukaryota; Metazoa; Chordata; Mammalia; Dasyuromorphia; Dasyuridae
Product: ankyrin repeat domain-containing protein 26-like
Exons: 28
Coding region: 953-6421 (1822 amino acids)
Source: RefSeq, a predicted model, not a curated record